Molecule: messenger RNA, 417 nt
Organism: Symbiodinium necroappetens
Lineage: Eukaryota; Dinophyceae; Suessiales; Symbiodiniaceae
Source: the annotation of a GenBank genome assembly
AUGGUCUGGGGCAUCGCUGCAGAUGAGACGCAUCGUCUGCUCAUCGCUCCAUCACUCGAUUCCAUGGUGUACGCCUGGAACAUGACCGGGGCAGAGCCUGCGCGCUGGGAGCGGCACAUGCUUGACGAGCACAAGGACGAGGUUUGGAGAGUGGCAGUGCAUUCCGAGCCAGAAGUUGGGAACACGCCUGCGCAGCCACGCUUCCUGACCGGAUCAUUGGAUGGUACAGUGAGAGUCUGGAGCAAGACUGGCGACGGAUUUCGGGGCCAUCUCCUCUACAACACGAGCCACAUGGUCACGGCGUUGGCAUCUUCAGCGUGGAUUGCGCACGGUGACAAGAGUGGCCUGAUCGGUCUGUGGUGGCGACCUGACAACUGGUAUCGAGCUUUGCAGGCAGACUCUGUCAUGAUCCAGGCC